Messenger RNA from Nicotiana tabacum (common tobacco), 993 nucleotides. RefSeq lists its product as uncharacterized. Lineage: Eukaryota; Viridiplantae; Streptophyta; Magnoliopsida; Solanales; Solanaceae. The record is from RefSeq and is a predicted model, not a curated record.
AUGUCAAAAUUGGCGAUUAUGCUUCAACUCAAUGGUCGGUGGGAUAGCGUUCAGAGAUACAAAGAUUUUGAUGUUGAUGGAAUUGUAGUCAAUGAAGAUUCAAAUUAUAGUCAAUUGAAUUCCGCAAUUGUAGAUAUGUCGAAUGCGAACAUAAUUGCAGGUACUUCUGAUUAUCGUAAUACUAAUGUGGUACAAUUGUCAAACAAUUAUAACACAAUUGGAGAAGUAUCAGGAACAGUGAAGCUGAUCGAUAUGCCAACAUCUCCGGCAAUUAUGGAAUAUGAAAGUAUCAUCACAACAGAACAUACGCCAAAUGUAAUUGAAGUGGGCCAAGUUAACCAACACAUGCAAAUAAUUGUCAGUGCAAUGAAACAUUAUUCUUUUAUGAAUAAGUUUCAAUUUAGGGUGAAAAGGUCUAGUGCAGGAAGCUACUGCCUCGUAUGUGUUGGGAACAAUUGUACGUGGCACUUCAAGUCCACCAGCAUAAAUGAAUCAGCAUUGUUCAAGUUUCAAAAAUUUAACAGCUUGCACACAUGCUCUUUGAUGGACAACACAUAUAUACAACGCAAAACUACUUCCAUGGUAGUUAGAAGCAUGGUGAUGCCAAAAUAUACGGAUCAUAAGACAAUAUAUAUACCAAAAGACAUACAAACUGACAUGUUGUCGGAACAUAGUGUGAACUUAACAUACAUGCAAGCUUGGAGAGCAAAGAAAAAUGCUUUGGAAUUUUUGAGAGGCCAUCCUGCUGAUUCCUACAGUCGCUUGCCGAGUUAUUUGUAUAUUUUGGAGAAAACUUAUCCGGGGUCAGUAGUGAAAUUGCAGAAGACUGAAGAUGAAUAUUUUUUGUAUGUACUUGUUGCUCUUAGUACGUCCAUCAAGGGUUGGGAGCAUUGUAGGCCAGUUGUAGUAGUUGAUGGCACCUUUUUGAAGUCGGCAUAUAGGGGAAACAUGCUAACAGCUAGCACAAUGGAUGCAACAUGUAAUGUAGAUUAA